CCAGUGGUGUAAUUUCUGGUAUAAUCAGUGGAGAGCAAUUCAAGUGUUCCUUGCUGGGGAUUUAGCAGUACCGACACGCAAGUGUCCUGGGAUAUCGGUGGAUAUUUUUCUUCUGCAUUCCGAAACAAACUCCACCCAUCAAGAGAGGCUAGAAAAAGUGGGAAGAAAAAGAAAUGAAAACAAGGAAAACAAGAAAACAUGAAUUAGGCAAAUGGAAUGUCCAUGCUCCUUCAAACGUCAGUUCGAAGCCAUGUCAGUUACAGAUGUGGCAGAUGGGGAGAGGUGGAUCCGCAAGUCAUUUAUACAUCAGGCUUUCCAAAAAAAAAAUACUUCCGCAAAGAAUGCACUGAUGUUUUCUUGCUCAAAGGAAAGAUUGGGAGUCCCUAUCUUCUGCUUCUAGCUCCUAGAAGGAACAUUUAAGCGGUUGCAGGGGGAUGAGCACAGUGGAGUAAACAGCCAGCCUACUGGGGGAGAGACACGGGCCUUCUGCUGUCAGAAAUUUGGGAUCUCCUCUCCUGCAGAACCACUCUGGUGUUUUGCGCUAAACAGGAAGGGACGUUAAAGGGGGGUCGUUUUUAAAUGCUAAAGUACAGCCAGUGGAGCAGACGCUAGAGGCUGCUGAACGAGAGGAGAUAGAGAGCGGUCGGCACGGACGCCAUGGAAAACCCGCUUCUGGAGUCGAAGGCCGAACGGAUCGCCCGCUACAAGGCAGAGAGGAGGCGGGAGCUGGCAGAGCGUUUCGGGAACAUGGAGGAGCUCCCGUCCAAAUACGUGCGGAGGGAACGGAGGGAGGCUCGCGACACCCCGCCCCUCACCCGUCCGGAGAACGAGGGCACUGGCGGGGACUCUAAUGCUAAUGCUAACGGCCAAGCAGAGUUAGGGCGGCCUCGAUGGAGAGCCGCCUCGGACACAGCGACCCAGCCUCUCCCGCCGAAAAUCUCCAACGGCACAGAAGCCGACCCCCACGCAGACAGGCAGUGGUCCCAGACUGCUGGGGGGCUGCGUGAGGGGGGUGAAGAUGUGGACACCCCUGCCCACAAUGCCUUGCAGCUUCGCACGCGGGUGUCGGUGGGCCGGCUGAGGAGCGCCCUGCUGCAGCAGAGCGGACCGCAGCCAGAAAGAGCCGCCGAUGGCGGGUCCGUGGCCUCUUCCCUGGACUUGGCGGGAGGUUCAGGGUCCGAGGGGCGCCGCCGCACUCGACGCUACCUGCCAGAGGGGGCGGCCGGGAGCCGCAAGACCAACGAGCGAUUCCGGACCCAGCCGGUUACGGCCACGGAAGUGCAGGAGAGUGCCGGCUUAAAUGAAACUGAAGAAGGGGACACCCAGAAAGCUGACGUGAAAACGGACGAGAGAGCCAAGAUGAGCGUCGCUGCCAAGAUGUCUCUCUUCAAAGAGCUGGAGAAGACUGCGACCCCCUCCUUCAUGAAGCCCCGCCCUAGGAGCUGCACGUCCGAUUGGCGGAGUCGCCAUGCCAACGAUUACAGGGCGCUCACGCAGCCGGUCACCACUGAGGAGGUGGUGGAGGCUAUCAGACUUCCCAUGCCAGCUGGAAGGGCCGGGGAGCAGGGCAGGAACCAGGGCGGGGAGCAGGGCGGGGAACAGGCUGGGGAACAGGGCGUGAAGCAGGGCGAGCCGCAGACCGACGGGAAUGGGCUGGAGGUAGAGAAGCCAGAGAUGGAAGAUGAGAGCUCCAAGCUGAGCAUGAGUGAGAAACUGGCCCUCUUCAACAAGCGGGCGGAGCCCGAGAGGAAGGCCCUGCCAAUCUCCACGGAUGCCCCGGAGAAGCGCAGGCAGAAGGGGGCGCGAUACCGCACCCAGCCAAUCACCAUGGACGAGGUCAAACUGCUUCAGCAGGGAGCGGUGCAGCUGCCGGUCCUGAGCCUCCCUGCGCACCUGUGCGACCGGCAGCAGGGCGAGUCCGUCAACCUGAAGCCCAGCGAGGUGUGCCGCCAGCCGCCCGCGCUCCAACCGGAGCCCCCCCACCCCGCCCCGGUUCAGCUCCUGAGCUGCGAGCCACGGGAGAUCCGGGGCAUCCUGAAGAACCCCAACCGCCCCAGGAGCCAGCCGGAGGCGCUGGUGGGCCAGGACCGAAACGGCGAGGGCACGUUCGGCAGCGAGGUCUACGCCCCCGUCGCCCCCUGGAGGAGGAGGGCCAGGAGCAGGACCACCACCCCCAUUUUUGGCGAACUGCCGCGCCCCCCACCCCGCAGGUCCCGUGGGAAGCCACUGGUCCCGAAGGACUCCGGCGCCCCGGUCGAGCAUGGCCAGGGGCCACACAGCGGGUUGGCUGAGCCCUGCAGUGCUGACACAGAGCAGCAGAGUGCUGUUAAGCAUAGUGAGGGCAGUCACCUGGUCCAGCUGUCCUUACCAGAACACAACACCCAACUGCAGGACACUGAGAACUCCUGUAGGGCGAAGGUUGAGAAUGAGAUUUCCCAUGGUGCUGCUGAUCACUCUGUGUGCUGGGAGCCUGUAUUCUCCUCCCUCUUUGUACCUGCUAGCCCCACCUCCCAGUACGUUCUGUGUUACAACCAGACCACUCAGGCUUAUGAGGCUCAAGAGCUAUCCUCUCCCACUGAGGGAAAUGUUACAUCCCCCUGGAGACAGAAGAGUGCCGCUACAGAGGUGGAGGCCAGCGUGCCAUUGGCUGAGCGAGCGUGUGUCCUGCAGGAGGAGGAGCAGCGGGAGGUCAAGGGUCACACCACCUCCAACGACUCCGCCCAGUAUGUGGUCGCAGAACGCACGGCAGAGACAGAGACCUCUGCUCAUCCCCAACUGGAACCUGAGGAGGAUAAGAGCCUUGACAAGCCUGAAAGCAAAGAAUCAGCCCAGAGAGAGACCCCGAUGGAGGUGGCAGCCGAGGCGGUGAUGGAGGUGUCGACGGUGGACGGUGAGGAGGUCCGGGGCCUCCACCCCAGCAGCCCCCUCCACGUAGAGCAGGACUUCAGCUGUAUCCUCCAGUCCGACUCACCCAAGUUGACGUCCUCAGUAGCGGAUCAUAAGCGGGCGGUGCGUCCGGCCCGUAAGACCCAGGGCUCACGGAACCCCCUGCGUGUGCUGGCUGCCCGUGAGGACAUCCGUCUGGACUACACAGAGCAACGCCCCAGCGUGACCUCACCGACGGAGAAGAUGGCCAAGAAUCCCAGCCUAUCAGAUGAGUCUCCAGCGGACCCGGCCAAUAAGGAGAAUUGUGAUGCCAACCAUUGCAACACCAAGCCCAGCGAAGCUGUGACUAACAGCUACCUGCCAUACUGCGCACUCAUGCUCCUCCACAUCAAAGGUCGAAGGCAUGUCCAGGUGCGUCUGGUGGAGCCCAUGGCCCGGUCCUUGAACAGCGGUGACUGCUUCCUUCUGGUCACGCCCAAUCACUGCUUCCAGUGGAACGGCGAAUUCGCCAACCCUAUGGAGAAAGCCAAGGCCUCAGAGCUGGCUUCCUGGGUGCAGGCACAGGGGGAUUUGGGGUGCUCUGCCCCUCAGGUGACCCUCCUGGAGGAGGGCAGAGAGACAGACAGCAGCCUGGCCCAGGAGUUCUGGGAUCUGCUGGGAGGAAAGGCUCAGUACAGAGGAGCUGGAGAUCCAGAGGAGGAUGAGCAGUUUGAGAGUGGGGUGGUUGAGUCGAACUGCGUGUUUCGGAUGAUGGAGGACAGGCUGGUUCCCCAUGACGAUGCCUGGGCCGCCAUCCCCACGGUCAGCCUGCUCAAGUCCACCGAGGUGCUGGUCUUUGACUUUGGCAGUGAGGUGUAUGUCUGGCAGGGGAAGGAUGUUCUUCUGGGCCACAGGCAGGUGGCGCUGCAACUGGGCAGACAGGUGUGGGGCGGGCCCUACGAUUACAGCAACUGCAGAGUGAACCCUCUCAACCCCUCAGCCGCAAGCACGGAGAUACACAGGAAGGGGGAGGGGCGGCCCAGCUGGGCCCUGUUCGGGUGUCUGUCGGAGCAGAACGAGACCGCACUCUUCAGAGAGAAGUUUCUGGAUUGGGCUGGGAAGGCCGGAGCCCCGGUGGAGAUGCCUGUGGAGGAACUAAAGCAGGAGAAGACUGGUUUCGGCGUGACAUCAUCCCAGCCGUCUCCUCCCUUGCUGGCUCCCGUGACCCCUGACCCCCCCGAGGCAGAGCUACAGCCGUGUGACGCCCGGGCCCUGCUGACGGCGGGGGCCGGGCCGGCGGGCACCAUCUUAGACGGCAUGGACGUGCAGAGGGGGCGUGGCCUGGUGAGGGGGGAGGACGGCCAGCAGGCGGAGCUGAGCACCGUUGCCGUGGACGUCUGGAACGUCGGGGAGCUGGACGAGCGACGGCUCUCGCGGGAGAGCGAGGGUCAGCUGCACGAGGGGAACACCUACGCCGUGCGCUGGAAGUACUCUAUCACCAGUGCAGUGGGGCCGGAGCAGCCUCUGGGUGAGGGGGGCAGUGCUGCUCCAGGGCAGGAGCACUGUGCCUGUUUCCUGUGGCAGGGCCGGAGCUCCAGCAUCAGCAGGACGGACACAUCCUCACUCAUGGAGCUGGGCGACCACACGGGGGCGCAGGUGCUGGUGCCACAGGGGAGAGAACCUCCCUGUUUCCUGCAGCUGUUCCAGGGAGGCCUAGUCAUCCACAAGGGUAGCCAAGAAGACACCAACAACACAGAAGGCUGGCGGUUGUUCUGCGCACGGGGGCAGUUGGCGGAUGAGGGGUCCCUGCUGGAGGUGGACUGCUGCUGUGCCAGCCUGCGUUCCCGCGGCUCCCUCAUCCUGCUGCAUGCCCAGCAGGGGGCGCUGUUCCUGUGGAGCGGUUGCAAGGCCCACUCUAGCACCCGGGAGGUGGGCAGGAGGGCUGCAGAGAAAAUCACACAGACGUGUCCUCCCGAGCUGGGCUUGAGCAGCAGCAGCAGUCUGAAGGUGCAGGAGGUGGAGGAAGGGUCGGAGCCAGUGGAGUUUUGGGAUGCCCUGGGACCAUUGGACAGGAAGGCCUAUGACUGCAUGCUGCAAGACCCUGGAAAGUACAACUUCACCCCACGCCUGUUCCGCCUGGGUGCGAGCACAGGGGUCUUUGAGGGGGAGGAGAUCCUGGGCCCCGCUCGUGUGAUUGGCGUGGUCACGCCCAUGCCUUUCCUACAGGAGAACCUGUACUCUGUACCCCAGCCAGCCCAGUUCCUGCUAGAUAACCACUUGGAGGUGUACCUGUGGCAGGGGGAGGAGCCUGGUGAGGCGGAGCCCCUGGGCUCGGCGCGGAUUCGCUGGGACAGUGAGAGGAAAUGCGCCAUGGAGACCGUGCUUCAGUACUGCAGAGAGAAGAACUCAAGACGGCCCCCCCAGGCCUACCUGAUACAUGCCGGCACUGAGCCCCUGACCUUCACCAACGUCUUCCCCCGCUGGGAGUGGGACCCCAAAACCAGGCCGCAGCAGGGGGAGCCUGUGCGGAGCAAGGUGGUGCUGGUGCGGGAUGCUCUGGCUCGUCUCACUAAAGCCCAAUACUCUGUGGAGGAGCUGCUGAGGCAGCCGCUGCCCCAGGGAGUGGACCCCCUGCGCCUGGAGACCUACCUCUCUGACCUGGACUUCCAAAGAGUUUUGGCGAUGAAGAGGGAAGAAUUCAACUCCCUUCCAGACUGCAAACAACUCAGCUUGAAAAAAAGCAAAGGACUGAUUUGAAAAAAAAAGAAUAAAUAUUAUUCAACUUUUUUUCUGUAUGCAAAUAACAGGAGAAACACUCUGCACUUUUUUGUAUGUUGAAUUUUUAAGAAAAGCAUUUUUUUCUUGUAAAGUGACAAUGCUCAGAUUGUACAUUCUGGAUUAGCCAUGUAUUUACCAUAUCUCAGUGAUGUAUUCUGGGAGGAAAGAUGCCUUUAAGAAAAAGUAAUUUUCUAAAUCUCAAUUCAACUAGAUACAUUGAAGACAAAUCCUUAGUAUACAUGUUGUAUAUUGUAAGUGUAAUGUUUUCCUGUAGCAAAAAUCAUGGAAGAUAUGACAAUAGAGCCAUUCUGAUCCCUAAAAUGGUGCUUAUGGUAAGUGCAAUACAAGGCACAAACUGGCCAGUGUUUAUUCAGAGUAUCCUGAGUAGUUGUUCUACUCUGGUUUUCACAUUCUCAGAGCAGACCUGGGUUCAAGUCGUAUUUGUUUUGGAUUCAAAUUACCUGACAUUACAUUACAUUAUUGGCAUUUGACAGACGCUCUUAUCCAGAGCGGCAUACAGUUGAUUAGACUUAUCGGGAGACAAUCCUCCCCUGGAGCAAUGCUUGCUCAAGGGGCCAAUGGCUGUGCGGAUCUUAAUCUGGCUACACUGGGGAUCGAACCACCGACCUUGCGUGUCCCAGUCAUGUACCUUAACCACUAUGCUACAGGCCACUCUGUUGAUCAUGCCUGUGGCAUUUGAGCCUGUUCGGAGAAGCAGAUGGGGUGGGGUUUACACUUUUGAGAUUAUUUAAUUGGUUCCGAUAAACCAGGCAAGCUUAGUCAAAUGCAGAAAAGUAUUUGAAUACACAGCAAAAACUAUUUGAACCCAGGCCUGUUUCAGAGUAUUAAGGCUAGUUACUCCCGUACUAAAGUGCUCACAAUAGUUACUCAGACCAAUGUGGGGUAACUUCUCUGUAUACUGGUAUGUACGUACUAAGUAUUCAGAGUAGUUACUCUUUGUUGGUUUGUACAUAGUCAAGAGUAUUAAGACUUUACUCCACUCUGGUCUGUAUAUACUCAAAAGGAGUAGUUACUCCACACUAGUCUAUGCAUACUCUCUCCUGUAACAGAGAGAGUACUUUGUCAUCGCAUUGUUCAGGGAUCUGUGGCUCUGAAUCCAGGCUCUGGAUUAGUACCUGACUGAUGAACUGCCUUCAAAGUAAUUAAUUUGUAAAACAUUAUAUUGCUCCUGCGAAAAAAAAUCUGUAGUUUUUUUUUAAAUAAAUGUAACAUGGUGCAA
Molecule: messenger RNA, 6883 nt
Organism: Conger conger (European conger)
Lineage: Eukaryota; Metazoa; Chordata; Actinopteri; Anguilliformes; Congridae
Product: supervillin-like
Exons: 34
Coding region: 658-5622 (1654 amino acids)
Biological process (GO): barbed-end actin filament capping; actin polymerization or depolymerization; actin filament severing
Cellular component (GO): cytoplasm; actin cytoskeleton
Molecular function (GO): phosphatidylinositol-4,5-bisphosphate binding; actin filament binding
Source: RefSeq, a predicted model, not a curated record